AAACGAUUGGGGAGGGGACUUUUGGGAAAGUUAAAUUAGGAACGCACGUUGCAACGGGCGAACGAGUGGCCGUGAAAAUACUCGAAAAGGCGAGGAUAGUUACGCAAGCAGACGCCGAGCGAGUAACUAGAGAGAUUAGGAUCCUCCGGUCCCUCCGACGAUCGCCGCAUGUGGUACAACUGUUUGAAAUAAUGGAGACUCCUGAAGCGAUCUUUAUGGUGAUGGAGUAUGCUAGUGGAGGGGAGCUCUUCGACUACAUUGUCGAAAAUGGGAAGAUCAGCGAGUCGGAGGCGUGUAAGUUCAUCAGGCAAAUAAUCAGUGGCGUUUGCAGCCUGCAUAUGAGGAACGUGGUUCAUCGGGACCUCAAGCCCGAGAAUUUACUCCUCGAUAAGAACCACAAUAUUAUCAUCGCCGAUUUGGGCCUGUCUAAUUUCUUCCAUCCGGGGGAGCCUCUACAGACCGCAUGCGGGUCGCCCUGCUACGCUCCGCCCGAAAUGGUUGCAGGUUUACCUUAUGAUCCUCCCAAGUGCGACGUUUGGAGUGUCGGAGUUGUAUUAUAUGCGAUGGUUUGUGGACAGCUGCCUUUUGAAGACCAUCACACACCAUCAUUGUAUAAGAAAAUACUCGAGGGUGUGUUCAAGGUCCCGAAUGAAUUUAAAACAUCUCGUGAAGUGCGGCGAUUGAUUUUUCGGAUGCUCACGCCGAAUCCAAAUGAGAGGCCUUCCUUCGAGGAGCUCCGAAGGACGGACUUGUUUUUACGAGG
Molecule: messenger RNA, 763 nt
Organism: Perkinsus marinus ATCC 50983
Lineage: Eukaryota; Perkinsozoa; Perkinsida; Perkinsidae
Product: serine/threonine protein kinase, putative
Exons: 7
Biological process (GO): protein phosphorylation; intracellular signal transduction
Cellular component (GO): cytoplasm
Molecular function (GO): protein serine/threonine kinase activity; ATP binding
Source: RefSeq, a predicted model, not a curated record